ACCUCCCGCAGUUGCAUGAUGAACAACAUUCACCAGGUGCGCCGGUGAUUGUCGCCUCAACCUCCCCAACGCUCGCUCGCGCCCUCCUCGCACCCGCCGUUCGUUCCCCAGGAAGCCGCCAUGGCGUCCAGAUCGCAGACCGAGUACUCGCGGCCCGGCGACGUCCUCGUCGUUGUGCAUGAAUUCCAGGCCCGGAGCCCCGACGAGCUCAGUCUGUCGCGGGGCGACCGCAUCGAGCUGAUCGAGCGCGACGACGAUUUCGGCGACGGCUGGUUUCUGGGACGGAAUACAGAGACCGGUGACAGUGGCUUGUUCCCGGAAGUCUACACCCGACCCGCACCGAAGGCGACCAUCAACGCUGCCCUGCAUCAGCGUGCGCCCUCGCAGCCCUCCGCCCAACCUCUCCAUCAUGACCCGAAGCCCGUCGAACCUCCCGCACCCUCCUCCGCCCCUCUACCAUUGGCUACCGCAGAUGCACCGGCGCCCUUGGAGUCCACACCCAGCACGGAGCCGCUUCAGAUUUCGAGUCCCAAUGCGGCGAUACAAGCAGGUGCAACACCCAGGGCGUCCCUCUCGUCGCAACCGAGAAGCAUUAGCCAGGCCUUGAGCGGGGAGCUUCCCAGGGAGGAUGAGACAAUAGGGAGCCCGGUCAUGCACGAGACACUGAGUGUCAUAGAUGAACACAUCACCGACAUGAGCACCCCGCGCCACAGCAUCGUUGGGAAGGACCUGAGAGGCAAUGACUCUGGAAGCGAAUACAGCAGCCACCACCGGCUGUCGUACAUCAACGGCCAGGAGACGGAGGAAGAGGAACAGAAUCUGCACACGGAACAGGAAGUCAUGGCAUGGUCGCCCGCGCGGGUUGCAGAGUACCUCGAAGAUACGGGUGUGGAGAAGAAGCACUGCGAUAUCUUCAAAGAGCAGGAGAUCAACGGAGAGGCCCUGUUGGGCAUGGACCAGGCAACCAUCUUCUUGAAGGAGUUUGAACUCGGGCCGGUUGGACCACGUUUGCGUACCUGGGUGAAGAUCAAGGCAUUGCAGCAAGAAGUCAAGAGCGUAAAAGAUGCCCAGAAAGCGAUGAGCACUUUCGAUGGACAGGAGGAGUCCACGGUUGAGCCAGCCAGGAAUCGCGCUACGUCCAUGAAUGCGGUCCUUCCGCGGAUACCAAGUCUUAGGGAGUCCCAGGGUAUGAAGGGUAGUCCCGGCCGACAGGCACUUCCACGCGCCCACUCCACCGCAGGCCAUUCUCCCGGACUCGGGCACGAAAUGACUUCACCUUUGGCGCACGUGACGCCCUCGUCUCCUAAGCCCGGCACGCCGACACGGCCUUCAGCCGCAUCCGUCCGCAGUCUGAAUCACAACCGACGUCAUUCUUCCAUCGAUUCUACUAUGAAUAUGCCACCCCCGGGCGUCAAGCCACCACCGGUAGCACCUUCGGCACACAAGAAAACCCCUUCAUUUGACCGCAAUUGGACAAUGGGCUCUCCGCAGCUCCCCUCACAAGAGCUGAAAAGACCGUCGUCCUCCCAUCAUGCGCACUCGACUAGCACAGAUGGAACCGCGUUCGCUGGCCGCGAAGGGACUUUGAGUUCCAUGGCGGCCGCCGACCUUGAUCGAGGCUAUUUCUCCGGCGGAGAGGUGGAUAACCGCAAGGCCAGAAAUGUCCUACGCAAGAAAGACUCACCAAAUCACUCACGAAACCCCAGCUAUAGCACCGAAGCCGGACGUCGGGCCGUAUACAACAAGCGCCACAGCAGAAUCGGUAGCUCAGAUUCUACGGCGGAAACCGGCGGCCCCAUCUCUCCUGCGGCGAGAGCAUACUACGGGUCAAGCAUCAAGAGUCAUCGCAGCUCGAGCACUUUCGAGUUUGUGCGACCAUUAAAGCCCAUGAACGAAAUGGCUCCUACAGUGACCAAGCUAGACUACGCUGAUUCGCCUAGCAUCGACGCCAUCGCGAACUCGCCACGAGUCCUGAGCAGCGAAACUUCGUCACAAGGGCGCGCAUCGCCCUCGCCAGCAGCUCAAACACACUCCCACUCAUUCUUCGGGAAGAAGUCACGGAGCACUGGCCUCCGAGCAAUAUCAGACGCAAUCACUGGAACGGAGAGGGCCAAUGCAAGCGCGGGAGAACUCACUGCCUCACCAAUAAAAGAAUCCCCCAUGCAGUCUCCAUCUCGAACCGGCUCCAGCACGCCCUCUGGUACCUCAGUAUCGAAGAGCUUUGAUUUUGAAAACCCGGAGAUCAACAAGCGACUGACUGGUGGAUCGACGUCAACCAAGGAUACUGGACGGAAGAAGCCGAAGAAGCAUAGUACCAGCGCAUAUCUCCGAGGCCGGGAAACCAUUACUCCCCAGGAAGCCAUGCAAGGUUGCGACUACAGCGGCUGGAUGAAGAAGAAAUCGUCAAGUUUGAUGACGACAUGGAAAACACGAUUAUUCGUGCUCCGAGGGCGACGACUUUCGUAUUUCUACACUGAAAUGGACACGGAAGAGAAGGGUCUUAUUGAUAUUUCUUCACAUCGUGUGCUUCCAGCGAAUAACGAGAGGAUCACGGGCUUACAUGCAACAAUCACUCGCGCCUCGUCAUCGCCAUCGUCGCCCCAGAACGCGACAAUACCAACGGCUGCAUCUACCGAUGCUGCGAACGGCAUAGAAGAGGACGUAUCGGGCAUGUUCAUUUUCAAGCUUGUCCCUCCUCGCGCUGGCCUACAAAGGGGCGUUCAAUUCACCAAGCCUAUCGUGCACUACUUCGCGGUUGAUAACGUCCAGAUCGGGCGUUUGUGGAUGGCUGCUCUUAUGAAGGCUACUAUCGACCGGGACGACUCGCUCAACGUCACCACAACAUACCAGCAGAAGACAAUCUCGCUGGAGAAGGCUCGCCAGAUGCGGCAACGACCACCAGCGCUGAUGGAUGACGACGAUAUCGACAAUGGUUCUGGCGAAAUCGAGAGCAAGAAGAGCGAGAAAUCUAAGGAGAGCAUCCAAGAGAGCGUCAUUCAUGAAGAGGACGAGAAGCAAGGUCUUGCCAUUUCAGGCCUGGACGAUGCGAAGGCUCUGCUAGAGUAUGCGGAGAAUGGCGUGGACCCGCCGCAGUCUCCAACACCUGAACAGCCGAAGUCCGACCAUAAGCGAAAUGAGAGCUUCACACCAGGUCUCGUCUCCCCGAUUGGAUGAGCACCAACUUCUCAGUGUGUGUACGCAUUCAUUCAUUCUUUUCAAGAGUAUAUUAUUUCUAUUGCCUCACUCGGUAUAUGCUUUAAUCCGCUCAUUGCGAGGACGUCC
This is a messenger RNA of Trematosphaeria pertusa, 3282 nucleotides long. RefSeq lists its product as uncharacterized. NCBI's taxonomy places the organism in Eukaryota, Fungi, Ascomycota, Dothideomycetes, Pleosporales, Trematosphaeriaceae. Gene Ontology annotation, cellular component: plasma membrane. The transcript has 3 exons. The record is from RefSeq and is a predicted model, not a curated record. Bases 121 to 3174 code for a protein of 1017 amino acids. Gene Ontology annotation, biological process: actin cytoskeleton organization. Gene Ontology annotation, molecular function: protein binding.